AUGGCGUCUCUGGUCCUCGGAGAUCCUCCUAUCUCUUCCCAAUUGCUAACUAUCCCAUCUUGCAAAUCUUUCUCUAGGUCCAAAACCCUAGGUGCAUCGCUCUCCGCUCCUUCGAUUUCUUCUCUCUCGAUUUCUACUACAAUUCCUCUUCCAACAUUCGAACAACUCCACAAGGCCCAAUUCGUCUACCUACUACUAGGAAGAAAUGAGGGUUUCGGAGUGGAGGACACCUUUGAUGCUAAAGAACAAGCACAAAGGGAAAAGACCUCCGAGGCAACUGUUUCUCUGUCUCCAACAAAGAAAGAUCAGUUUGAGGAUGAUGCAAGUGUCAAGAUUGAAAUUGACGAGUCUUUCUAG
Juglans regia (Persian walnut) is the source of this 357-nucleotide messenger RNA. Its product is annotated as 30S ribosomal protein S31, chloroplastic-like. Lineage: Eukaryota; Viridiplantae; Streptophyta; Magnoliopsida; Fagales; Juglandaceae. The record is from RefSeq and is a predicted model, not a curated record. The coding region runs from base 1 to 357 and encodes 118 amino acids. The transcript has 3 exons.